This is a messenger RNA of Conger conger (European conger), 2904 nucleotides long. It is a transcript of the gene umad1, whose product is annotated as UBAP1-MVB12-associated (UMA) domain containing 1. The record is from RefSeq and is a predicted model, not a curated record. Lineage: Eukaryota; Metazoa; Chordata; Actinopteri; Anguilliformes; Congridae. The coding region runs from base 182 to 601 and encodes 139 amino acids. The transcript is spliced from 4 exons.
GUGUCACAGUGACGUCACUGCACAGCCGGAAGUCAUGUGGAAAGGGCUACAGUAAACAGAAGGCCUGCCAAUCUGCUGCUAUUGCUCGCUAAAAUUAUUAGAUACUAUUUGUGUAUUUUCCGGAUUAUAGUUCAUAUUCUUUACUCAACAUAGUCACGAGGUGGGACGACGCGGAGCCGAGAUGUUCAGUUUUCUCGGACUUCGGAAGGACUCGAAGAAGUCCACUCAAGAGAAGGAGGCAGACGGAUUUGUGAUCCUCGGUGAGACCGCAGAAGAAAAGAGACAGAAAGUUCAAAUCCCGAAUGUGUAUCCAGCGACCAACGUCAUCGUCCUGCCCUCCAAGUCCUCCAGUGUGACUCCAGCCCCGCCCGUGGUUCCUCUGCAGCCCUCUCUGGCGCCCCCUGUGACGGAGGUGGAGACUGCGGCCUUCCUCCCUGAGCUGCUGGGGGAUGUGCCCUUCAUGCUGGCGCCCCACAUCCUGGCCAUGCAGGCGGGGCUCCCCCAAAUCCCUGAGGCCCUCCUGCCCCGCGACACCAGCGCCAGCCUGGCCCGCUUCCGCUACGACUUCACCCUGGAGAACUCCGUGCUCUGCGACUCCUAAUGCCGCCCGCCCCCUCCUGCCACAGGCCACGCCCGCCCCCUCCUGCCACAGGCCACGCCCGCCCUACAACGGGCCACACCCCCUCCUAACACAAGCCCCUCCCCCUCAUACCACAGGCCACACCCCCUCCCAACACAAGCCACACCCCCUCCUACCCCAUGUCCCUUAAUGUGCUCCGCCCCCUUCUCUAUGCCCCUCCCGCCCUCCUCAGGGAUCACUGCCCGAUGGGGAGGCCUACCACUAUUGCUGUGUUGUUAGCUUUCAUUAGCUUAUCUACAUAGGGCUCUGUUAUUGCCUUAAAUAACCCUGGAUAUAUUUUUAUAUCGACUGUACGUGUGAAAAUGACAUCACCUGGGACCUGUAACUCAGAGGGCCUGCUGGUGUUCAUGAAGCAUUGGAGCUCUUGGCUUUUUCAGAAAAGCUCAGCUCAGAUGAAUCCGUUAGUGAAGUAAUUAGAGAGUACAGGCUGGUGUGAAGUCUUGACAGAUGGGUCUGCGUCGCACUCCCCUGACGCAGACACCAGCUGAGGGUAAACCUGCGAACACGUUUCAGCGCCCUUGUGUCGUUUGUACGGUAGUUUUGGUGUCACCUUUUACUCCACUUUCAUGUUUACAAACGGCUGAAUGGAUCCUGUCGUUUUGGUUUCUGUUUUGUGUUUUGUGCAGAAAAAUGUGACAGUUUACUACGUUGACUGAGCCAAAGAAACGUGGACUCACGAUAGCUGAUGCUUUCUGGGUUUCACUUCAGUCUCAUAAAAGCCAAAAAAAUGUGUUUUCAAGAAACCUUGCUGCAUAACACAGAACACAGUUCCACACACACACACACACACACACACACACACACACACUCAUACACACACACACCCAUACACACAUAAAAACAUGAAGUUUGUUCUAAGACUGCAUAGUUCCGAUUUCAGCACAAUAUUCAUUCACAGUGUACAUUUAGUGAUGUUUGUGUUUUUAAAGGCGGUUUUGUACGGUUUACAACAACGUGCUGGACAGUAUGAGUGGUGGAGUCAGAUAGUUUAAUUAAAUACGUUCUAUUUCUUUUGUGCAAACAUAAUUGAACAAAAAAAAAAAAAAAGAUUUACAAGGAGAGAACAAGCUCAUUAUGGCAAGUACUGUGUGCCCCUUUUGAAUUAUAUUUAGCUGGAAAACGGUCUUUUGCCAGAGUGCUGAAUGUAGCAAUCAGAUGAUGGUUUUGAAGCAGAGGAUCGGUCAUCCUGACAGUAUGGCUGUGGUGUGGAGACCCAGUCACUGUGCGCUCAGGUGAAAUUAACUCUUUUCCUGGAUUUACGUUUUCUGCGGCCUAAUAACCUUUAAGCGGCAGUGAUGGUUCUCACUGGGCGAUGUGGUGUGUUCCGCACGCUCAGACGUCCAGCACUUCAGCCCCAUAUGCGGAAUCACCGAAUGCUGAUAUUUCAUGAAUGUACUUUCCAAAAAUUAUGUUUUUUUUUUUUUUUUUCCAAGACUUAAAUGACUAUUUUCUUGCAGCCAUGAAAAUGAAGUUAGCGAUGGCACACUAUUACUUUGGUAAUUGUACUUCUGCAGUCGCUGGACUCUUCAGCAUGAUUAUUAUGGUGGUUGUAACUGUGGUGGGUUUCCUUUGGUCACAGCUGGAAGCAGAGGUGCUGAGUUAUUUGUGUGCUUAUACUUUGUGACGCAUGUUCAUGUUCACCUGUAAUGAUCUUUUUGGCUGCAUGUUUAACCGAAUCUAUGAACUGUUGUGUGGAUUGUGUGAUCCAUCGCCAGGGAAACCGGAGGUCGAGCAGGCUGUUUUAACUGUCAAACAAAAAUGAUCAGAAGCUGCGGGACUUAUGUCUGCUGAUUUGGGGCAGUUUGUUGCCAUGACAACAGUUUAGCAUUAAUAAUUCUGGUGUCCCCCAUCAGUACGAUAUGUAGGCUGUGGUUCUGAGCAAGGGCGGGAUGUUGUAAUUUACCUCAGAAUUCACGAGUUCUUUAAAAUAUUUCCACCUUUCUGCUAGUCAGCAACAGUACAUUUGUGGAAUUAAAUUCCGUGCCUUCAUCAAUCGUGGGAGAAUAUAAAUUUCACUUUGAAAGACACUUUAUAUGGUAGCACUGUCAUAUUCUGGCAGGUUUACAUGGUUUAUAUAGGAGGGGGGAGGGGGGUGGAGAGGGGUUACCUUUCUUAUUUGUUUAUUUUUUCACUGUCAGGCAUUUCCCCUUUCAUUGUCCAAAACUGUACACACAUUUAAAAUCUGGUUGUACUGAAGGUAGUGUUACGAAUGGUAGUAUUUAAAAUGUUGUAUUAUUAAUUUAAUAAACAAAUUGCAAUCCGUA